This is a messenger RNA of Suillus subaureus, 606 nucleotides long. RefSeq lists its product as uncharacterized. The coding region runs from base 1 to 606 and encodes 201 amino acids. NCBI's taxonomy places the organism in Eukaryota, Fungi, Basidiomycota, Agaricomycetes, Boletales, Suillaceae. The record is from RefSeq and is a predicted model, not a curated record. The transcript is spliced from 3 exons.
AUGUCAUCACCAUCAGAUUCCUCCCCAGAGACACCUGGAUUCACGGCAACAUUCAUUAUUUACCUUGAUACAUACACCAAGACUACUACUGAAAAUAAUGGUAAAGCAAAAACCAAGGAAGUGAAAUCUACAAAAGUCAAGGAACUGGUCUUUCAAGUCUCUGAGUCCAACUACAUCAAAUUUCUGACAACAAUUCUCAUGAAGCAUGACAAAUCACACUAUAGGAUCACUGAGAGGAAAAAAUACACUUUCAAGUACCUCCUUGGCAACUCUUUGGUUGUUUAUAGAUGUGCUGAAGCAAUGGAUGUCGACAACCAAGCUGAUUAUGCAGAAAUGGCAAAGAAACUCAUCUCUGAAGAGCCUCCAAAGACUGUGGGUGACACUGCAAGCCAAGAUGGCAGUGGAGCAUCAGACAAUGAUGAAAUUGCAGUUGUGGAUGGUGCUACAGAGCUAGACCAAGAAAUUGCUCAUUUUCAUAGGCUUAUCAUCAAGAAAUGGGGUAAUGAGUAUGAUAAUUCAGUCACAUACAUCCACCAAAGUGGCAUGGAAAUCCCAUGUACACCAGCAAUGAUCAAGGACUGGGCUCGUGCAAUGGUAUGUUUCUGA